UCUCCGCCUUCCAGAGAGAAAGAGAGGAAGCACACGCGGAGCGGAGCUGGGACGACACUCAAAACAGUAGAAAGCUGUCAAGCUGCGAGGAGGCAGCGGAGAGAGCGGCUCGGCGUUUCUUGGAAUACAUUCUCCUCUCCCUCUCUGAAGCACCACAUGCACUUAUAAACUCCCGAGCACACUGAUGCUAAAGUGUGUGUGUGUGUGUUCUCAUAGAAGAAGCAGGGAAGUACUCUGAGGAUCAGCACUUGACAAACUUGGACUGUGGCGAGUGUUUGGAUUCAGCAUCUCUGAAAGGAUUCAAACUGUGUUUUUUAACGCAGUUUUUUAAUCCGAAUCUCAGAGUGGGACUUGAAGUCUUGAGAACGAGGCUGAAUCUACAGCAGGUCCGAACAUCUGCACGCCUGACGAGGAGAAGGAUGCAUUGGCUGGUGACAGCGGUGUUGCUCGGCCACUUGGGAGCCACUUUGACGGGAGCGUGGAGAACGUCUCAACCACGACUGCAGCUUACGUAUUCUGAUCUGGUGCAGAACGGCCGGCUGCUGACGCUGCCCCUGGUGGCCGGAGACCUGCACUCCCUGCUGCCGGACGAAGACAGGCGACGUCUCUACGUGGCCAUGAAAGACAGCCUGCUCUCCACCAGUCUGGAUGACAUCACGCAGAACCCGCGACAGCUGUACUGGCCCGCCAGUCCGGACCGCGUUCAGGAAUGCCUCAUGGCUGGAAAAGACCCAGAGUUGGAGUGCGCUAACUUCCUGCGAGUCCUGCAGCCUUUUAAUCAGACUCACCUGUACGUGUGUGGUACCGGAGCCUUCAACCCCCGCUGCACUUUCAUCGCUACCAGCAUCUUCCACCAGUCCGAGCACCAGACUCUCUCCUACAGCCAGACCGAGUGUGGGAAGGGGAAAUGCCCCUACGACCCAUUUCAGAAAACCGCUUCUGCCGUCGUUGAUGGAGAGCUGUACGCAGGCAUCACGUCAGACUUCAUGAGCCGGGACUCAGCUUUCUUCCGAAGUCUCGGCAACCGCCACGUCAUCCGCACUGAGCAGUACGAUUCCACCUGGCUGCAGGGUGCCCAGUUUGUGCGGGUAGCGCCACUGUCUGAAACUGAUAACCCAGAGGACGAUAAAGUCUACGUGUUCUUCACCGAGCGUGCUCAGGAGGCAGAGGGGGCCGCUGGCAAGGUGCUCCACUCCAGAGUGGCACGUGUCUGCAAGAACGACAUCGGAGGCCAGAGGAGUUUAGUCAACAAGUGGAGCACCUUCCAGAAGGCUCGCAUGGUGUGUUCAGUUCCAGGAGCCGACGGCAUACAGACACAUUUUGACCAGCUGCAGGACAUCUUCAUUCUCCAUGGGAAAGACAAGAAGAACCCGCUCAUCUAUGGCCUGUUUACCACUUCAAGCGACAUCCUGAACGGCUCGGCGGUGUGCGUCUACCGCAUGGAGGACGUCGUCCGAGCUUUUAAAGGAAACUUCCUGCAUAAAGAGGGGCCCCAGUAUAAAUGGGCAGAGUUUACAGGCUCGGUGCCUUAUCCACGGCCAGGAACUUGUCCCAGCAGCACAUAUGGCAGCUACAGCUCCACCAGAGAAUAUCCUGACGACGUCAUUUUCUUCAGCCGGACCCACCCACUGCUGCAGGAAAACGUGCUUCCGUUGGGAGAGCGGCCGCUCCUGGUGAGGGUGGGCGUCCACUACAAGUUCAGCAAGCUGCUGGUGGACCGAGUGGAGGCCGUGGACGGCACUUACGACGUCCUGUUCAUCGGCACAGACUCAGGACUCGUGCUGAAGGCCAUCCACAUCCCCAGAGAGCACGGCCAGAGUCAGGAGGUCACGCUGGAGCAGCUGCAGGUCUUUCAGCACAAAUCACCCGUGACAGCAAUGGCACUCUCAAAGAAAAAGCAGUGGUUGUUUGUGGGCUCCAGGGAGGGCGUGUCCCAGCUGGCCUUGUACCAGUGUGAGCUGUACGGCCAGGCCUGCGCAGAGUGCUGCCUGGCCAGAGAUCCCUACUGCACCUGGGACGGCCACGCUUGCAGCCCCUUCAUGCCCACCGUGCGCCGGAGAAAUGCUCGUCAUUUAGGGGAAGAUGAAGAUCCCCUGACUCAGUGUGUCAGACAGGGAGCUGGGUUGCAGGUAGAGGCGGAGCAGAGGGUGAUGAUGGUUGCCGAGGGCAACAGCACCUACCUGGAGUGUCUGCCUCGAUCCAGACACGCCGCCGUGACCUGGUACAAACAGGCCGGGGAGAACAGUGCUGAGCUGAACCAGAUAAUAACCGGGGACCAGCUGGUGGUGAUCGAGCGCGGCAUCCUGAUCCGACAGGCCGAGCUGUCCCACGGCGGCGUCUACCACUGCCACGUGGAGGAGCACGGCUACCACUGGACCGCUGUGACCGUCCGGCUGGCCGUCUGGAGCCCGUCCACCAGCCGCCUGCUGGCCUCCCUGUCCAGCUCGCCCUACCAGAGCCCGGGCAGCCAGCCCUGGUACCAGGACGUGAUGGCGCUGAUUCACCCGGCCAACCUGGGCCAGCACUGCAAGGCCCUGGGCUACCGCCCGCCGCGCAACCACCGCCGCAUGGGCGACCUGACCAUGCUGCACAAGGAGAAAGAGAGGGGAGAGAAGCUGAAGCGCGGUGGAGGAAGAGGAGGAGGAGGAGGAGGAGGGGGAGGCCGCACGGCGGGGAGGAAGAGCAGGAGCAAACCUCAGCAGAGGGCGCCGAGGAGCGCUUAGGCGUACACAGAGACUCCAGCACGCACACAGUUCGUGUAUCAUCUGCACACACUUAACUUAUACAUCGAGACACACGCAUACUGUAUGUACAGAGACUACUUCAUGCGCAUGCACUUACAAACAAACAGAAAAGAAAGCAUCCUGUAUUUAUAGUGACAAACGUUCAAUUUAAGCUACACAUAUUCAUCUGGAGGACGAACUGGAGUAUCUGGACAGAAAAAGACUGUUUCACUGGGACAAAUGACUGUAAAUAAGAAUAAUUAAAAAGAAGCAAACGUAGGAUAGCAGAAGCUGCGUAGCAUGUUGAAUGAAGGAUGAACGGCGGCGCCAGAUCUCUGACUCUGUUUGACCGACUUCACGUCUUGAGAGGACAUUUCUGGAUUUGGAGUCUUGUUUCUACAAGCAGAACAUUACAUUUGAAAAAAAUACACAUCUUAAGGGAACCCAUCAGGGGCCUUGCAUGUUUUUUAUGCCCAAUAAUUACAAAUCAGAGUUUCAAUUGUUCUUCAAAACUCCACAGAUGUUUUAACAUUGCUUUCCUGCGUUUUAAACAAAUAGUUCUUUCAGUGGGUUUUUAAAUCAAGACGCCUGAGAGAGAGAAGUCCUCAUAGCUGCAAGAUGCAUCUUUUGUUUGUGCAGUGCUCAAGUCUCAAG
Cololabis saira (Pacific saury) is the source of this 3377-nucleotide messenger RNA. It is a transcript of the gene sema3h, whose product is annotated as sema domain, immunoglobulin domain (Ig), short basic domain, secreted, (semaphorin) 3H. The coding region runs from base 420 to 2723 and encodes 767 amino acids. Gene Ontology annotation, molecular function: semaphorin receptor binding; chemorepellent activity; neuropilin binding. Lineage: Eukaryota; Metazoa; Chordata; Actinopteri; Beloniformes; Belonidae. The transcript has 18 exons. The record is from RefSeq and is a predicted model, not a curated record. Gene Ontology annotation, biological process: negative chemotaxis; motor neuron axon guidance; neural crest cell migration.